Molecule: messenger RNA, 2399 nt
Organism: Suncus etruscus (white-toothed pygmy shrew)
Lineage: Eukaryota; Metazoa; Chordata; Mammalia; Eulipotyphla; Soricidae
Gene: RARG
Product: retinoic acid receptor gamma
Exons: 8
Coding region: 40-1383 (447 amino acids)
Biological process (GO): cellular response to corticotropin-releasing hormone stimulus; regulation of transcription by RNA polymerase II; retinoic acid receptor signaling pathway
Cellular component (GO): nucleus; transcription regulator complex
Molecular function (GO): nuclear glucocorticoid receptor binding; RNA polymerase II cis-regulatory region sequence-specific DNA binding; zinc ion binding
Source: RefSeq, a predicted model, not a curated record
CUUAGCACCCAGCUCGCUUCCCUCCCGGGCCGGGGCGCGAUGUACGACUGCAUGGAAACGUUCGCCCCGGGCCCGCAGCGGCUGUACGGGGCGGCCGGGCCCGUGGUGGGCUUCCUGCGCAGACCCACGGGCAGCCCCUGUUUCUCCGGACUGGAGUCCUUCGCCUGGCCGCAGCCCGCCAGCCUGCCAUCGGUGGAGACUCAGAGCACCAGCUCAGAGGAGAUGGUGCCCAGCUCGCCCUCGCCGCCUCCUCCUCCUCGGGUCUACAAGCCAUGUUUUGUGUGCAAUGACAAGUCCUCUGGCUAUCACUACGGGGUCAGCUCUUGUGAAGGCUGUAAGGGCUUCUUCCGCCGCAGCAUCCAGAAGAACAUGGUAUACACAUGUCACCGCGACAAAAACUGUAUCAUCAACAAGGUGACUCGGAACCGCUGCCAGUACUGCCGCUUACAGAAGUGCUUUGAAGUGGGCAUGUCCAAGGAAGCUGUGCGUAACGAUCGGAACAAGAAGAAGAAAGAGGUGAAGGAGGAAGUAUCCCUUGACAGCUAUGAACUGAGUCCCCAGCUCGAAGAGCUCAUCACCAAGGUCAGCAAAGCCCACCAGGAGACCUUCCCCUCACUCUGCCAGCUGGGCAAAUACACUACGAACUCCAGUGCGGACCACCGGGUGCAGCUGGACCUGGGACUGUGGGACAAGUUCAGUGAGCUGGCCACCAAGUGCAUCAUCAAAAUCGUCGAGUUCGCCAAGCGGCUGCCCGGCUUCACAGGGCUCAGCAUUGCUGACCAGAUCACUUUGCUCAAGGCGGCCUGCCUAGACAUUUUGAUGCUGCGGAUCUGCACAAGGUACACCCCUGAGCAGGACACGAUGACCUUCUCCGACGGGCUGACCCUGAACCGGACCCAAAUGCACAAUGCUGGCUUCGGGCCCCUCACAGACCUUGUAUUUGCCUUUGCCGGGCAGCUUCUGCCACUGGAGAUGGAUGACACCGAGACAGGGCUGCUCAGCGCCAUCUGCCUCAUCUGCGGAGACCGAAUGGACCUGGAGGAACCUGAAAAAGUGGACAAGCUGCAGGAGCCCCUGCUGGAAGCCCUGAGGUUAUACGCCCGGCGCAGGCGGCCCAGUCAGCCCUACAUGUUCCCAAGGAUGCUCAUGAAGAUCACUGAUCUCCGUGGCAUCAGCACCAAGGGAGCAGAAAGGGCCAUUACGCUGAAAAUGGAGAUUCCAGGCCCGAUGCCUCCCCUGAUUCGAGAGAUGCUGGAGAACCCCGAAAUGUUUGAGGACGACUCCUCGCAGCCUGGUGCCCAUGCCAAGACUGCUAGUGAGGAUGAGGCUCCCAGGAGUCAGGGCACAGACAGCAGCAGCCCAAAGCCCGACCAGGGCCCCUGACUGCCCCUGCGGUGGAGGAGGACCAGCUCUGCCGUCCCCCAUUCUGACGAGCUCCUUGUUUUUGCCAAAGUUUCCAGGGGCGCCUGCCUCUGUGUUCAUCCCCUUCCUGUUCUCAUCGGCUCCCUUUCCAGUGUUGGGGGCCUCCAGGCUCCCACGAGGAGAGACGAUAGAGGGGUGAGCCUGGGUUUGGACUGGAAAACCUCAGCACCACCCCUCAGAUACUAGGGUCCUAGGCUCCCUAGGGCAGGAGGAAGACCCCUGACUUUCCACAGCCCCUUCCUUUGCCUGGUGCUUAGGCCUCCGGGAGCAAACAGGAACACUAGAGACCAAAGGGGAUCCAGGGGGAGGGCUGAGCCCAUCCUCUUGUCCCUACCCUUGGUGCCUAAUGCUGCAUAAUGCACCUACCAGAGCACGUGGGUGGCCCUCUGCCCCAGCCUGUGUCAGGUGGGGAGGGCCCUUCAUUUCGGGGAGUGGGGCAGAGGGAGAAAGAGACGGAUGCAGCCCUCACUGCACCUCUGCUUGGGCCGAGCUUACUUUGUGUGCCCUCCGUUAUAAGCGCCCCAACCCUGUCAUGUGCCUUGGGCUCCCCCUGCCUCCCAUCUCAGCCAUUGGGGCGGGGGCCCUCGAACACUACAGAAGGGCCAGGGGACCCUCUCCCACUAGUGCCUUUCCCCUUGACCCCCAGAGCAGUUUGGCCCAGGGAGGGGGAGUGGGCGCUGCUUAGCUGAUUCUGCCCUGGCCCAGAGGAAGCUCUAUUUAUUUAUUAGCUUUUGUUUACACCCUGGAAUUGACCCCUUCCUCCAGGGGUUUUGGGAGGGGAGCCCAGGGCCCCUGCCCCCCUUCCCCGUUCAAUUCCCAGUUUGUAUUUAGCUGCCAAAUAAGGUUCCCACUGGCUCCCCUUUUUCUCGGGGGGGUCAGGGUGCUGUCCCCUCCCCUCUGUUUACAUCUUCCUUCCACCCCGCUGUAUUGCAUAUUGCUGAGUUUUCUAUUUUUGCAAAAUAAAGUUAUGGAAACUC